GCGAUUGUGGCCAUGGAUCCGGACACGGAGGUCGAUUUCGACUUCUCGCCGUUCCUCGUGCGCUACAAGAGCGGGCGCGUCCACCGCCUCAUGGGCUCGUCCAGAGUCAACGCCGGCGUGGACGCCGCCACCGGCGUCACCUGCAAGGACGUGGUCAUCGACGCGGACGCCGGCCUCGCCGCGCGGCUCUACCUGCCCAAGGGCGUCCUCCCGCGCUCCAAGAAGCUCCCCAUCCUCGUCUACUUCCACGGCGGCGCCUUCGCCGUCCACACGGCCUUCUCCGCCGUGCACCACCGCUUCCUGAACGCGCUCGUGGCCGCGGCCGGCGCCGUCGCCGUGUCCGUCGACUACCGCCUCGUGCCGGAGCACCCGCUCCCCGCCGCCUACGACGACGCGUGGGCCGCGCUCAGGUGGACCCUGGCGAGCUGCGCGCCCGCUGCCGGGCAGGAGGAGCCGUGGCUGGCCGAGCACGGCGACGCCGCGCGCGUCUUCGUCGCGGGCGACAGCGCCGGCGCCAACAUCGCGCACAACGUCGCGAUGAAGGCUGGCGGCGCGCGGAUCGAGGGGAUGGUGCUUCUGCACCCGUACUUCCGCGGCAAGGACCUCCUGCCGUCGGAGGGCGCCGACCCCAGGUUCUCGCAGAGGGUGGAGAGGACGUGGGGCUUCGCGUGCGCGGGGAGGUACGGGAUCGACCACCCGUUCAUCAACCCGCUGGCGAUGCCGGCAGAGGAGUGGGCGGCGCUCGGCUGCCGGCGAGCUCUGGUCACCGUGGCUGGGCUCGACACGCUGCGGGACAGAGGCCGGAGGUACGUGGAUACGCUGAGGGGAAGCGCGUGGGGCGGCGAGGAGGCGGUGCUGUACGAGACCGACGGCGAGGGGCAUGUCUACUUCCUCGAGAAAUCCGGCUGGGGCGACAAGGCGGACAAAGAGAUGGACGCCGUCGUCUCCUUCAUCAAAGGAAGACGGCUGGCUGGAUUGUAG
Messenger RNA from Lolium rigidum, 981 nucleotides. Its product is annotated as tuliposide A-converting enzyme 2, chloroplastic-like. The record is from RefSeq and is a predicted model, not a curated record. NCBI's taxonomy places the organism in Eukaryota, Viridiplantae, Streptophyta, Magnoliopsida, Poales, Poaceae. The transcript has a single exon. Bases 13 to 981 code for a protein of 322 amino acids. Gene Ontology annotation, molecular function: hydrolase activity.